Messenger RNA from Fusarium keratoplasticum, 300 nucleotides. RefSeq lists its product as uncharacterized. The record is from RefSeq and is a predicted model, not a curated record. The transcript is spliced from 4 exons. The coding region runs from base 1 to 300 and encodes 99 amino acids. NCBI's taxonomy places the organism in Eukaryota, Fungi, Ascomycota, Sordariomycetes, Hypocreales, Nectriaceae.
AUGAAGUUCUCUGCUGCUUCCAUCAUCUUUCUCGCCCAUGGCAUCGCCGCCAUGCCCUGGUCUUCUGGCAAAGCCAAUGAAGACAUCACUCUUCGUAUCCAAGUCUCCCAAUCUCCCUCGCAUCACGCUCAGGGUUCCACGCCCAAGGGAACCGUCAAGAUUGAGGACUCCCCGAUUUGUCUUGCAAUUUGCUGGCACUCUGUGCCUACUUGCCCUGAUGGCUGGUACUCAAACAACAUGGGCACUUCCAACUCGCCUUGCUGGACCUGCUGCAAGGCCCCCGAAGACCUUCAGCUCUAG